Myotis brandtii (Brandt's bat) is the source of this 2838-nucleotide messenger RNA. Its product is annotated as protein Wiz-like. Gene Ontology annotation, cellular component: nucleus. Gene Ontology annotation, molecular function: RNA polymerase II cis-regulatory region sequence-specific DNA binding; DNA-binding transcription factor activity, RNA polymerase II-specific. Lineage: Eukaryota; Metazoa; Chordata; Mammalia; Chiroptera; Vespertilionidae. The record is from RefSeq and is a predicted model, not a curated record. Gene Ontology annotation, biological process: regulation of transcription by RNA polymerase II. The transcript is spliced from 3 exons.
CAGCAUCACGGGCAGAGCCAGUGCGUGACAUCCGCUGUGAGUUCUGUGGUGAGUUCUUUGAGAACCGAAAAGGCCUGUCCAGCCACGCACGCUCCCACCUGCGACAGAUGGGUGUGACUGAGUGGUCCGUCAAUGGCUCACCCAUCGACACGCUUCGGGAGAUCCUUAAGAAGAAGUCUAAGCCGUGCCUCAUCAAGAAGGAGCCUCCAGCUGGAGACCUGGCCCCUGCCUUGGUUGAGGAUGGGCCCCCUACAGCGGUUCCUGGGUCUGUGCAGCCCCUCCUGCCGCUGGUGCCAAUGGCUGGCCGGCCAGGCAAACCAGGAGCUGGGCUGGCCCAGGUACCCCGUGAGCUCAACCUGGCACCCAUCACCGGUGCCAAGCCCUCAGCCACCAGCUACCUGGGCUCAGUGGCAGCCAAGCGACCCCUGCAGGAGGAUCGCUUCCUCUCUGCAGAGGUCAAGGCCAAGACCUACAUCCAGACUGAACUGCCCUUCAAGGCAAAGACCCUUCACGAGAAGACCUCCCACUCCUCCACCGAGGCCUGCUGUGAGCUGUGUGGCCUUUACUUCGAAAACCGCAAGGCCCUGGCCAGCCAUGCUCGGGCGCAUCUGCGGCAGUUCGGUGUGACUGAGUGGUGCGUGAAUGGCUCACCCAUUGAGACGCUGAGCGAGUGGAUCAAGCACCGGCCCCAGAAGGUGGGCGCCUACCGCAGCUACAUCCAGGGUGGCCGCCCCUUCACCAAGAAGUUCCGAAACGCUGGCCAUGGCCGCGAGAGCGACAAGCGGCCACACCUGGGGCUGGCACCUGGGGGCCUGUCCGUGGUGGGCCGCAGUGCUGGGGGUGAGCCAGGGCCAGAGGCUGGCCGGGCAGCCGACAGUGGUGAGCGGUCUUUGGCAGCCAGCCCACCAGGCACUGUGAAAGCAGAGGAGCACCAACAGCAGAAUAUCAACAAAUUUGAGCGCUGACAAGGCCGCCCUGCAGAUACUUCUGCGGCCAGGGGGGGCGAGGAGCCCAAUGACCUGCAGCAGAAGCUGGAGGAGGUGCGGCAACCCCCACCCCGGGUCCGGCCAGUCCCCUCCUUGGUGCCUCGUCCCCCCCAGACAUCACUGGUUAAGUUCGUCGGCAACAUCUAUACCCUCAAGUGCAGGUUCUGUGAGGUGGAAUUCCAGGGACCUCUCUCCAUCCAGGAGGAGUGGGUGCGGCACUUACAGCGGCACAUCCUGGAGAUGAAUUUCUCCAAAGCAGACCCCCCGCCCGAGGAGCCCCAGGCCCCUCCAGCACAGACAGCGGCGGCAGAGGCACCCUAACACAAAAGCAUUCCAGAUCUCUCUCGUGCCACCUCUGUCUCCUACUCCUCCUUGGUCUCCUCCUCUCUCUCUUCCUUCUUUCUUUUCCGUUCCCAAAGGAGCAAGCCAAAACCUCAAACCGGCACCCUUGGGGGCCGGGCACACUACAGCCAGGGCGCCCCUCCCCCAGCUCAAGGACUCUGGGGCCAAACCCAGGGUGUGUUCCUUCAGGCCACACCUACCCAAUCCAGCCAGGGCAGCGGCCAGGUCCCUGGUGGCAGGUGAUCUGGUCAUGGGAGGAAGGCCAGCACUCCCCAAUGUCUAGCAGCCAGGUGGGGCUUUGUUUGCCAUCUGUGGCCAUUUACAAGGACCCCAAAGACACCCUGUACUGGUUCCCUCUUGCCCCGUGAAUAUCCUAUCACACACGCACAUGCGGACACACACACACGCACGCACGCACGCACACACCUCGUGAGACCCGGGAUCUGCCCCAGCCCCCCAGUUCCCAAGUCAAACGAACACAUCAUGCCACGGUGCUUGCUCAGGGGAAGGUACGCUCCCUCUGCGGGCCCACUGAGGCCUGGGAGCCCCCACUGAGCCCACAAUGCCACGGAAAUCCUUGUUGGCCGCCCCCCCUCCCCCAGAGGGGCCUUCCCAGCUGGGAAGAGCUCAGAGCUGACAGCUGCCUCCUGCCAUGUCCAGGCCCCCCAGAACCUCUGGGGGCUCUGGGCCCUGGAAGGGGUGGGGUGGGACUUUCCUCCCCACUCCUAUCCCCUCCCUCUUUUCACUGUUCCUUUCUAUGUACAGCUCCUUAGACCUUUCACUUUUUUAAAAACGCAUUUUGUGUAGAGAAUAAGGAACGUGGAUCUUUUUAUUUUGCGAUCCUGGGCCAGCUAGAAACUGGGAGCUGAUCAAUCUUUUAACUUUUUUCAGUGGCCACAUUUUGGUUAUCAAUGUACCUAGAAGUAUGUAAAUUAGAUUAAAUUUCUCUUCUGGAAAUACCCCGGGGCAGGCGGCCAGCGUGUGUUUUUCUGUCAAGUGGACAGGCUGGCAUCAGCUGGCACCUGGGGCUGGGAUCAAGCCGCCUCCACCCAGAGUCUCAGGAGGUCCUGGGUUUUCCCUUUGGCCACCAAACCAACCAGACCCAGCUGGGGAUGAGCUCAAGUUCCCAGCUUGUUGGCCCUCAAUGGCAUGGCCGGUGUGGACUCUGGCCAGCUGGUGACGAGGCUCCUAUGUGCAGAGGAGAGGAAACGGCUCUGGGCAGCUGGUCCAGGAAGGGAGCCAGGAUGGAGAAGUGAUUGAGGCCCAAGGGCUCUUGGAGUCAGGAGCUGACCAUCGAGGGUGUGGGGGACACUGGGGGAGGGAGGAGUGCACAGCUGUCAGGACCUCUUAGCUGGGACUGGCCUGCCUUCAAGACAUGCGACCUGUCGGGAGAUACACAUGCACCCUGAACCCCAGUAACAAGGAGAAAGCGAGCUGUUGGCUCCUCUGCAAUGUUAUUUAUUUUCUCACUCUGCAAAUGUUUAUUGAACAUUUCUGAGAUUUUAAGAUA